Molecule: messenger RNA, 1032 nt
Organism: Pediculus humanus corporis (human body louse)
Lineage: Eukaryota; Metazoa; Arthropoda; Insecta; Psocodea; Pediculidae
Product: Gastrula zinc finger protein XLCGF64.1, putative
Exons: 5
Coding region: 1-1032 (343 amino acids)
Biological process (GO): regulation of transcription by RNA polymerase II
Cellular component (GO): nucleus
Molecular function (GO): RNA polymerase II transcription regulatory region sequence-specific DNA binding; DNA-binding transcription factor activity, RNA polymerase II-specific
Source: RefSeq, a predicted model, not a curated record
AUGGAGCAAAGGCAAACACAAAACUUUCCAAAUCUUCCACCCAAUGUUUUCAUACAAUAUACAACCCCACAAAAUAAUGGGGAUAAAAAUUAUUAUAAAAUUGAAAACAUACCAUUCCAACCGAAUGCUGUAAACAUAAAUCUUGGUCAACCAAUUUCAUUAAUUAAUCAACCAUGUGUUUUAAAUCAAAACAAUACAAGUUUUAUUGGUAAUUCUUGUGUGACUACUGCUGCAGCUAAUUAUGUUAGUCUGUCUACAGGGAACUGGAAUCAUGGAAUGCAACAAAUUAUGUAUCCGAUUAUUGAUAACACUGGUUCGUUAGAUGGUCAUCAACUUGCGACAAAACAAACUGUGGAUGCUAAUGUUCUUACGACAGGCACUUGCACUGUUCUUAGUCCUGCAAAAAAUAUUCCUAAAAAACAUAUAAUUAAUAUCGUAGGAGAUGAAACUCAUAGCUUGCAAGAAUUACAAGAAGAAAUUGAUGAAAAGGGGAAGAAAAAGGGAAAAACUAAAGAAAAAGAAAAUGAAAAUAGUAGUUUUGGAUGUCAAAUUUGUGGAGAAGAAUUUAAAUCAAAGGGUAGUUUGAGAUUUCACAUGUUUCAUCACAAUCCGAAAUCUAAAAAUAAAUUUCAGUGCAUCGGGUGUAAUGAAGGUUUUGAAAAAGAGAAAUUAAAACAAGAACACGAAUUGAAUUGCGAGCAAAAUUAUAAAUUAGCAGAAUUGGAAUGUUGUUUUUGCGAUUUGCCUUGUAGUACUCCUAAGCAGCUUAGAAAUCAUGAAAAUAAACACAGGCCAAUUAGAAAAACUAAAAGGUAUAGAAAUACAUGUGUUUGCAUUGAAUGCAAAAAAGCAUUUGACGCCAUUUUGUCUCUAAAGGUUCAUAUUCAGAAGCAUCACAAAAAAUCACACGUUAAACCUUUGGAAAAUAAACCGUUUACGUGUAGUGAGUGUGGAUUAGGUUUUCGCUACGAAAGAUCUAAAAUAAAACAUGAAUUUAAAGCUCAUACAAAACAGGAGUCGACGUCAUUAUGA